AAGUGGAAAGUUGCGCCAACGGUCCACAUCAGUAGUGGUUGAUCCUCCCUUUGAACAGCAUUGGUUCGUCUCUGGUACAGCAACGAUGGAGAAGUGGGUUGGCAAGAUAGCGCUGGUAACGGGCGCCAGCUCGGGCAUCGGACAGGAUGUGGCGCUUACGCUAGCGGACGCGGGCAUGAUCGUGGUAGGGAUAGCGCGCCGUGCCGAGCUCGUCACGCUACUCUCCACCAAGGUGACCGGCGGCGGUAAGAUUUACGCCAAAAAGUGUGAUGUGAGCAACGAGGGAGAAAUAAUGGAAACGCUCAACUGGAUCCGCCGCGAGUUCGGUGGCGUUGAUGUGCUGAUCAAUAAUGCAGGCAUUUAUCGCUAUCAAUUUAUCACGCAGAGUGAAACGUCCGAUUUUCGCGACACCUUCAACGUGAACGUGCUGGCGACGUGCAUUUUCAUUCGCGAAGUGGUAAAGGACAUGCAGGCAAGGGAAGCGUACGGUCACAUCGUGGUGCUGAACAGCUUGCUGGGCAAACGCGUCCCGGACGUAUCGGUGCCCGUGUUCGGCGUGUAUCCGGCAUCCAAGUUUGCGCUCGUUGGGAUGACGGAAGUGUUGCGGCAAGAGUUAAACUUCCUCAAAUUGCCCAUCAAAGUUACGAGCAUUCAUCCUGGCAUGGUGCAGACGGACAUGAUCAAGGUGUUCGAGUCGAAGCUAGCGGAACGGCUACCAAAGCUCCAGGUGACAGACAUUACCGCCAGCAUCGUGCAUUGCCUUGCAACACCUCCCGAAGUUCGUAUCGAUGAGCUGACCAUUAUGCCAACGAUGCAGUAAAAGGCCGUGGCCGCCAGCUAAAGGUAUCCGUUCAUUUGUUGUACAACACAAACGCAGUACUCAAUAAAAUAUAUGUUUGGAAUUGUUGCUUUGA
Anopheles arabiensis is the source of this 914-nucleotide messenger RNA. It is a transcript of the gene rdhB, whose product is annotated as farnesol dehydrogenase. The coding region runs from base 86 to 820 and encodes 244 amino acids. Lineage: Eukaryota; Metazoa; Arthropoda; Insecta; Diptera; Culicidae. The record is from RefSeq and is a predicted model, not a curated record. The transcript has 4 exons. Gene Ontology annotation, molecular function: oxidoreductase activity.